CGCCGGCCCUGGGGGGUGGGGGACAUAGGGGGGGAAAAAGCAGCGCGCGGAACCGGGCCAGGGUUGCCCACUCACGCUACAAUGGCCUCUGGGGUGGAAGUGCUUCGCUUCCAGCUGCCCGGCCAUGAGGCUGCCACGCUGCGGAACAUGAACCAGCUCCGCGCGGAGGAGCGGUUCUGUGACGUGACCAUCGUGGCCGACAGCCUCAAGUUCCGCGGCCACAAGGUCAUCCUGGCCGCAUGCUCACCCUUCCUUCGGGACCAGUUCUUGCUGAACCCCAGCUCCGAGCUGCAGGUCUCCCUGAUGCACAGUGCGCGCAUCGUGGCCGACCUGCUCCUCUCCUGCUACACCGGUGCCCUGGAGUUCGCAGUCAGGGAUAUCGUCAACUACCUGACGGCCGCCUCCUACCUGCAGAUGGAGCACGUGGUGGAGAAAUGCCGGAACGCCCUCAGUCAGUUCAUUGAGCCCAAGAUAGGCCUCAAAGAGGACGGGGUCAGCGAGGCGAGCCUCAUGAGCAGUGUCAGCGCCACCAAGUCCCUGCUCCCUCCAGCCAGGACCCCAAAGCCAGCUCCCAAGCCCCCGCCCCCUCCACCUCUGCCCCCUCCGCUCCUGCGGCCUGUGAAGCUGGAGUUCCCGCUGGACGAAGACCUGGAGCUGAAAGCCGAGGAGGAGGACGAGGACGAGGAUGAGGACGUGUCUGACAUCUGCAUCGUCAAGGUGGAGUCGGCCCUCGAGGUGGCGCACCGGCUCAAACCCCCCGGAGGCCUGGGAGGGGGUCUGGGUAUUGGGGGCUCCGUGAGCGGCCACCUUGGGGAGCUGGCCCAGAGCAGCGUGGCCCCCAGCACUGUGGCCCCACCGCAGGGUGUGGUGAAGGCCUGCUACAGCCUGUCAGAGGACGCCGAAGGGGAGGGCCUGCUGCUGAUCCCUGGGGGCCGGGCCAGUGUGGGGGCCACCUCGGGCCUAGUGGAAGCGGCGGCGGUGGCCAUGGCUGCCCGGGGGGCGGGGGGCAGCCUGGGGGCGGGGGGCAGCCGGGGACCCCUGCCCGGGGGCUUCUCGAGUGGAAACCCUUUAAAGAAUAUCAAGUGCACCAAGUGCCCGGAAGUGUUCCAGGGCGUGGAGAAGCUGGUCUUCCACAUGCGCGCACAGCACUUCAUCUUCAUGUGCCCGCGCUGCGGUAAGCAGUUCAACCACAGCAGCAACCUCAACCGCCACAUGAACGUGCACCGUGGCGUCAAGUCACACUCGUGCGGCAUCUGUGGCAAGUGCUUCACGCAGAAGUCUACGUUGCAUGACCACCUCAACCUGCACUCAGGAGCGAGGCCCUAUCGCUGCUCCUACUGCGACGUGCGCUUCGCCCACAAGCCCGCCAUUAGGCGGCACCUCAAGGAGCAGCACGGCAAGACCACUGCCGAGAACGUGCUGGAGGCCAGCGUGGCCGAGAUCAACGUCCUCAUCCGCUAGCCAGCGGGGCAGGCGGGUGGGGAAGGGAUCCUGGGCCCAGGAGGAUGGGGUUGGGGGUCGGGCAGACACCGGAAGGAGGGAGGGAGGGAGAGGUUCCCUGGAGGGAAGACCCUGCUUCUCAGAGAAAGGAUGGAGCUAGAGACAGGGUUCUUCGACAAGGCCAAGGGAACGCAGGGCCCCAGAGACUGAUUUUCCUAGAGGUGCAUGGAUACAUGGAGGGAGGGAAAAGGGUUCCAUAGAAUGAGGAAAAGAGAAGACUGGAAAAUGUUUUUUUCCUGGCCAAGGCUGCCCAGGGGAAGGAAGGUUCUGACACUUGUUGAGGUAGGGGUGGGUGGGUGGGCAACGGGAGGGAAUUGGCAGGAGGCGGCUUCCUUGCUCCUGUUUAGAAUAGAUCCUUGGGAGAGGGAGUGGUGGGGAAAGCACGUAUGGAAUCCCAGACCAGGAAGAGGGAGACCGUUCUUGCAUGCUGGGGAAAUGGGAUUGUGGGUACAUGGCUCGCCAAAAGUGGAGGACAAAGUGAAGGUGCCAGGUAAGAGGACGUGGGGUGAGCCUCCUGGGUAGAUACUGGGAAGUGGGGGUACAAUAGCAAGAACAAUGAAUAGUGAACGGGUGGGGGGCAGGGCACUUAGAAAAAAGGACACAAGGAGGGCUGUUAGUGGGAGGGAGAGGAGUAGAGACAUACAGUAUUUUUUAAGAAAACAAAACGUAUUUUUUAGGAUUUUUUUCUGGAGUUUGGGGUUUUAGUUUUUCUGCUUUGUUUUCCACAGAAUAAAAAAAAUAAUUUUUUUUCUUUA
Heterocephalus glaber (naked mole-rat) is the source of this 2255-nucleotide messenger RNA. RefSeq names its product zinc finger and BTB domain containing 12 (gene Zbtb12). Lineage: Eukaryota; Metazoa; Chordata; Mammalia; Rodentia; Bathyergidae. Gene Ontology annotation, biological process: regulation of transcription by RNA polymerase II. Gene Ontology annotation, molecular function: protein binding; DNA-binding transcription factor activity, RNA polymerase II-specific; RNA polymerase II cis-regulatory region sequence-specific DNA binding. The record is from RefSeq and is a predicted model, not a curated record.